Molecule: messenger RNA, 1265 nt
Organism: Homarus americanus (American lobster)
Lineage: Eukaryota; Metazoa; Arthropoda; Malacostraca; Decapoda; Nephropidae
Exons: 9
Coding region: 227-1051 (274 amino acids)
Source: RefSeq, a predicted model, not a curated record
CAAGUACUUUACACAUUAUGCUGGUCAGGCUCACCGGUCUAUAGCUGUUCGUGGAGUGACUAGGUAUUGUUUACACCUGCUGGGCUGUGAGGUGCAGGGCAGGCAGCCUUCACUCAAGCUGUACUACGUUACUACAGAGCUGACGCACUAAACUGUAGCAGUCUUCUCAUUUUCAAGAAGGUGACAGUUACACUGGUGUCUGCUGCCUCUCAAGGUAUUAUUGAGAAUGGCGCUGUCGAGGUUUACACGAGUAUUUCAUCGGCCGAGAAGUGCUGUGAUUGGUAUGAUACACGUUAAGGCUCUUCCAGGAACUCCAUUGCACCGUCAUAGAUUGGAGAAAUUGGUGGAGAUGGCGCGCUCAGAGGCCCAGAUCUAUGCUGAGGCUGGUGUUGACGGGAUUCUCGUUGAAAACAUGUUUGAUCUCCCCUAUCUUAAGGGGUCAGUGUUGGGGCCUGAAGUUGUGGCCUGCAUGACUCGAGUUUGUCACGAGGUACGAAGCGUUACCCCUAAGAAAAUACCCUGCGGUGUUCAGAUACUUGCAGGUGGGAACCAGGAAGCAUUGGCGGUGAGCAAAGCAUGUGGAUUAGAGUUCAUCCGGGCUGAGUGUUUUGUGUUCUCCCACGUGGCGGAUGAAGGGCUCAUGGACGGAUGUGCUGGACCUCUGCUCCGCUACCGACGGGCGAUUGAUGCUGAUGAUGUUUUGGUUUUCACCGAUAUAAAGAAGAAACACAGUGCCCAUUCAAUAACUGAUGAUGUCAGUGUCGUUGAAAUGGCUGAGGCUGCGAGGUUCUUCCUUGCUGAUGGUGUAAUACUUACUGGCUCGGCAACUGGUCAAGAAGCAGAUCAUCAGCAGUUGCAUGACGUGAGAAGUGUUGAUUUGCCUGUCUUGGUGGGUUCUGGGGUAACCAAGGAAAAUGUUCAUAAAUUCAUCAAUGCAAAUGGAUUUAUUGUUGGUUCCCACUUCAAGAGAGAUGGAAAGUGGACAGGUGAGCUGGAGUACCAUAGAGUCAAGGCAUUUACUGACCUUGUAAAGAGUCUGCGAAGAGACUGAUAAAACCCAGUCCAGUGGCAGGUCCUCUGCCCUGGCACAAGAGUAAUGAGAGACCUGAGCUGAGUGAUCAUCAAGGGUAUGAUGUCAUAAAACUUUUCAAGAUAGGUGUUUUACCUGUUUAAUUUUAUGAUAUUUAUACAUGAAUUAUUGAUAGAAUACAUUAUUAAUAAUUGAUUUGUGAAUUACUGUACAAUAAAUUCAUGCAUGGAAUUUC